AUGCACUUGGGCUACCUGGCAAUACUCACCACACUCACGCUGCUGCAAGGUCGCAGCACUGAGAGCCGCCUGCCGCGGUGGGUGGUGCCGCUGCAGUACCGCCUGGACAUCGUGACGCGAAUCAACCAACCGUACCAGCCCUUCGGCGGCACGGCCACCAUUGAGCUGCGAUCGGAGCGGGCCACCAAGAGCUUGGUGCUCAACUCGCGUGGCCUGGAGAUCGGCAAGCGGAGGGUCGUGACCUUGGUGGCCAAGGGCGGAAAAGGUGUAACGAUCACCAAAAUACUGCUAGAUAACAAAUCUAGCCGGGUGACCGUUUACCUGAAGAACGCUCUCACAAUCAACACCACCUACCAACUGAAGGUGGACUUUACCAGUGUUCUGAGGCGGGACAACACCGGCUUCUACAGCAGCUCCUACGUGGACCACAACACCACCCUCGCCCAGUGGAUGGCGGCCACCCAGUUCGAGCCCAAUCACGCCCGCGAGGCCUUUCCCUGCUUCGACGAUCCCAUUUUCAGGACCCCGUUCAAGAUCAACCUGGCCCAUCCGCAUCAGUACCGCGCUCUAUCCAACAUGCCCGUUAGACGAACCAUCCGCCACGCCAGUCUGAAGGACUACGUGUGGACGCAGUUCCUGGAGAGCCAGCCGAUGCAGACGUACCUGGUGGCCUUCGCGAUCAGCAAGUUCGAGCGUCCAGGAUUCACGUCCAAUGCGCGGCCUGGCUGUCCCAUCAGCACAUGGGCCCGCCCGGAUGCACUGUCGCAGACGGAGUUCGCCAACACGGUGGUGGCGCCGCUGCUCUCCUUCUACGAGCGGCUCUUCAACAGCACCUUCCGGCAGAAGAAGAUCGACCAGAUGGCCCUCCCUGACUUUGCGUUCGGGGCCAAGGAGAACUGCGGCCUGCCGACCUUCUCGGAGGAGUCCAUCCUGUACGACAGCCAGCGCAGCUCGAUGGCCGACCAGCAGGGCGUGGCACGGGCGGUGGCGGUGACGGUGGUGCACCAGUGGUUCGGCAACCUCGUGUCCGUGGAAUGGUGGCACGAGAUCUGGCUGAAGAACGCCUUCGCGCUGUUCCUCUCCCGCUUCGGUGUGGAGGAUCUGCGUCCGGAAUGGGCCUACCAGGAGCGGCACGCCCUGAAGCUCUACCUGAAGGUGCUGGAAUUCGAUGCGCACCAGAACACGGAACUGGUGACGACGGUGGUGCCGGAUGAGGCCCACAUCUGGGCGGCCUACAGCGAGAUGAAGGUGCAGAAGGCCACCGUGCUGUUGGACAUGCUGCGCCGCGUCAUGGGCGACGAGGCGUGGCAGAUGGCGUUGCGCCGCUUCCUGGUGAUCUACGCCAACCGCAGUGCCACCACCUCGGACUUCUGGGACGUCCUGCAGCUGCAAGUGGACCGCAAUGGCCGCCUGGGCAAGGGUCUGAACAUCACGCGCCUGAUGGAGUCCUGGCUGCAGCAGCCGGGCUAUCCCCUGCUCACCGUCACCCGGAACUACGAUGACCAGUCGGCGGUGGUGCGCCAGCAGCGGUUCUUCAUCAAUCCGCAGGCGGGACAGCGGGCCACCAAGGCUACCUGCUGGUGGGUCCCGCUCAGCUACGGCUGUCCCCAGUGCCCCCAAUCGAAUGCCACCACCUCCAUCCCCUGGCUCACCUGCACCAUCUCCCAGAGGAGCAGCCAGGCCACGCCCGUCCGCCUGGAGAAGCUGAUGGCCGGGCCGAGCGACUGGCUGCUGCUCAAUGUUCAGCACUCGGCUCCACUGCGGGUCAACUACGACCUGCACAACUGGCAGCUGCUCAACGAGACGCUUUCAGAUCCGGUCAAGUUUCGCCUCAUCCAUCGCGUGAACCGGGCCCAGUUGGUGGAUGACCUCUUCAGCCUCGCCUGGAGCGGCGUCAUGGAGUACCCCAUGGCCCUGGGCAUCCUCGGCUACCUGAGGCACGAGGACGAGUACGUGGUGUGGGCCGCGACGAAGGACAACUUCGAGCGGAUCAACAACGUGGCCAAGAAGAGCCACAGCUACCGCAUUUACAAGACCUUUAUGCGCAUCCUGCUGGAGCGGCAAUUCGAGAAGGUGAUCUCCUCGAAAUCCCUUGGCAACAUGACCCAUCGGCCGAUGAUCCUGCGGCUGGCCUGCCAGUACGAGCUGCCCGCCUGCCUGAAUUUGGCCCGCCAGGAAUUCGCGAAGGGGACGCCGGCGAAGGCCGGUUGGAUGACCAUUCGGGAGCGGGAGAUGGUCUUCUGCACGGCGGUCAAGUUCGGCACCGAGUCGGACCGGGACACCGUGGAGGCGAUGUACCAGCGCUCGAACUUCGCCGCCGAGCAGGAGUCGCUCCUGACCGCCCUGGCCUGUUCGCGGAACACCUUCGCCCUGGAACGAGUCCUCAAAUGGACCUUCGAGAGUGUGGGCGUGCGCAAGCACAACGCCAGGCGAACCUUCAAGGCGGUGGUUUCCAACACGGUGGGCUACCGGCUGGCCAAGAAAUACGUGUCCGCCAAUAUGCAGCUCAUACGCAACUACUGCAGCAACUCCACCAACAAGGUGGUCGAUCUCAUGAGGCCGCUGGUCGAGUGCCUGUCCACGUCGAGGGAACUGAACUUCUUCAGCAAGUUCUUCAAGACCAUCCUGCGGGAUAUGGACGGCAUGGAGCGGCUGAUCAAGAUCCUGAUAGAACGCGGCAGCGACAACAUCCACUGGGAGCGCACCAAGUUCCGUCCGAUGAUGAUGGCCAUCCGGGACAUAAUCCUCUGGCGGAGUCCGAGAAACUCACCGGCCAAAGUGCAAAGUGAUGUAAAUCAAAACAAUUUCCUGCACUAACUUGUUCACAAAUAAAUUUAAUCUAAU
Drosophila rhopaloa is the source of this 2844-nucleotide messenger RNA. Its product is annotated as aminopeptidase N. Gene Ontology annotation, molecular function: metalloaminopeptidase activity; zinc ion binding; peptide binding. Gene Ontology annotation, biological process: peptide catabolic process; proteolysis. Lineage: Eukaryota; Metazoa; Arthropoda; Insecta; Diptera; Drosophilidae. The record is from RefSeq and is a predicted model, not a curated record. Gene Ontology annotation, cellular component: cytoplasm. The transcript has 4 exons. Bases 1 to 2817 code for a protein of 938 amino acids.